AAUCAAUCAAUCAAGCAUGGCCCCCUCAGUCCUGGUCCUGGCCCUGACCCUCACGGCCCUAGCGUGCCUGAGCGGUGCGCACGCCCAGGCCCCGCCCAACGUGACUGGGAUCCUCAGCCGUGCUGGCCAAUUUACCGUCCUCAUCCGCCUCCUCCAAAGCACACAGGUCGCUAACCAGAUAACCAACACGCUCAACAACUCGAACCAAGGCCUCACCCUCUUCGCCCCCACCGAUAACGCGUUCAACAGCCUCCCUCCUGGUACUCUGAACUCACUUUCGCAGCAGGACCAGGUCACCUUGAUUUUGUACCAUGUUUUGCCACAGUUCUACAGUUUGCAGGGGUUCCAAACAUUGAGCAACCCCGUUAGGACGCAGGCCUCGGGUAUGGGUGGAGGGCAGUACACAUUGAAUGUGACCACAGUGGCCAGCUCAAUGCAGGUGAAUGUGACAACCGGUUUGGUGACCACACCGAUCGCGAAUUCGAUCAAUGUGACUUCACCGCUUGCUGUUUAUGAGGUGGACAAAGUGCUUUUGCCACUAGAUAUGUUUGGGGUGAAGCCGCCGACUGGUGCGCCACAGGCUGCUGAAACGCCAACUGCGGGUGCGAAGACACCGGUGGCAGCCGGGCCGACUGCUGCAGGAGGUGGGUCCAACGCAGCGUCGUCGGUCGCGAGGGGGAGCUUAUUGGGCGUGGUGAUGGCUGUGGUGGUUUGGGUUGUGCAACCUUGAAGAAGUUGUGAUCCAUCACUCUUGAAAAGUGCAUGUGAGUUACUUCUUUCGUUCUUUCUUUUUUAUAUUCUUUCACUUUUUUUUUUCUGGCUUUGUAAUUUGCACUGUAUCUGUUGUGAUUUAUGUGAUCGGGUGGAUGUGGAUAUGGAGAUUUGUGUGUUGGAUCUCCUGCAUUGCUCAUUUCUCUAUUGAUUUGUUCUCAGAUUGAGAAUUUGCAUUUCAUUGA
Molecule: messenger RNA, 956 nt
Organism: Amborella trichopoda
Lineage: Eukaryota; Viridiplantae; Streptophyta; Magnoliopsida; Amborellales; Amborellaceae
Source: RefSeq, a predicted model, not a curated record